This is a messenger RNA of Nymphaea colorata (pocket water lily), 715 nucleotides long. RefSeq lists its product as uncharacterized. The transcript is spliced from 4 exons. The coding region runs from base 109 to 594 and encodes 161 amino acids. The record is from RefSeq and is a predicted model, not a curated record. Gene Ontology annotation, cellular component: nucleolus. Lineage: Eukaryota; Viridiplantae; Streptophyta; Magnoliopsida; Nymphaeales; Nymphaeaceae.
CAGUUAGUGUUCUUUCCCGCGUCUCCUGUGUGCCUGAACAGGAAGCCGACACGGCCACCGGGAAGCUCCUUCGCCGGCAACGUAGUCACCCAUCAGAACCAAGGAGAUAUGUCUGAAUAUGAAAAUGUGGUUGUGGGAAAGCUAAAAUUGAAAGGGAAGGCAUUGGAUGUCAAGUCCGGUGGGGUAAAGAAGAAAAAGAAGCACCAGCAGACUGGAACAUCACAUAAUGAAUCAUCUGGAGGCAAUGAGGGAAAUGAUCCUGCGUAUGAUGAUCAUCUCACGCCAGCAGAGAGGAAAUACAUAAAGCAGCGGGCCAAACUUGACACAAAACUGUUGGUGAAACCCUCCAAUAAAUCACACAGAGUCAAAAUUCAGGACUUCAAUCAGUACCUAGCAAAUCUUGGUGAGCAUUAUGACAUUCCGAAAGUGGGCCCUGCCUAUUUAAUGUUCUCGCCAACGAGAAAGUGCCAAAGUGUGCAGUGGCUUGAUCGCUGUUCUGAUUUUGGGACAUUACCAGACGUGGAUUUUCUUGUGAAGUCUACUUAUAUUCUUCUAAGUGAGGAAGAGGAGCAUUUUAACCUACUGCACGGCUGAAAGAUGAAGCCCCCACCCUUCCCCUCAUGCCCAACUCCAUUUAUGUUCUUGGAAAAACUGUGGGAACAAUAUUUGUUUAUGCAUUCUUUAGUAUCAAAAAAUAAGAAAAUUAUCAAGGAAA